Messenger RNA from Dovyalis caffra, 1113 nucleotides. The record is from the annotation of a GenBank genome assembly. Lineage: Eukaryota; Viridiplantae; Streptophyta; Magnoliopsida; Malpighiales; Salicaceae.
AUGGCUUCUGAAUCCACUCAAAAUCAUCAACAAAAUAAGGGAGAAAGCCAAUCAUCCGAAAGCACCAAUCAUCAUGUUCCACCUUCAGGAAGCCAUAAUUAUCCAGGGGCAGGGUAUCCUCCAGCAAUGGGUUAUCCUCCUGCAAUGGGCUAUCCACCACCACCGGGACAAUAUCCAGGCUAUCCGCCGCCCGGCUAUUAUCCUUAUGCACAAGUAUCACCACCUCCACCAGCGGCAGCAGCCUAUUAUAAUGCAACAUCGCAUCAACAACAAGGAUAUCAAAGGUCAUCAGGUUUCUUACGAUGCUUCCUGAUAAUGACAAUAUUCGUGGUAAUGUUUAUGUUUACGGCAACCAUCAUUACGUGGCUUGUAUUGCAUCCUCAAAUGCCUGUUUUUCAUGUCGACAACUUCUCGGUUUCAAAUUUCAAUGCCACCUUGCCCAUCUUCACUGCUGAUUGGGAAGCCAAUGUAACAGUUCGAAAUCCAAAUACCAGAUUGAAAAUAGAUUUUGGUCAAAUACAGAACUUUGUGUUCUACGACGAAGAUUAUCUUCUUGCUUCUGCUAUUUCCCAGCCUUUCUCCCUGGAAACAAAGACAGACAACGUAAUACAUGCCAAGUUAUCGGCCAAUAACAAGGAUAACUCGGUGGAGAACUGGGUGGUGGACAAAUUAACCAAGGAAAGGAGCAAUGGAGCAGUGAGUUUUAAUUUCAGGAUGGUAUUUUGGACUACGUUUAGAUCUGGUUUAACGUGGAAAAGGCAUUUAACCAUGAGAGUUCUGUGUGAAGAUAUUCAGGUUACUUUUGCGGGUGCUUCAGGUAAUGGAAAUAUUGCAGCCAAUGGACAUAGGGAUUGCUUAGUUUUCCCUAGAGAAAGUGUUGCAAGAAAGAGGGUCCAAUUGAAGUUCAUGAAAUUCCAAGACCAAAUAGUCGACAUUCUCACUAAAUCACUCAAGAAGAAUGAGUUCCGCAAGGCAUAUAAUGCUCUAGUUUCGAUUAGUGUGCAUAUAUGUGGGACUUCUGAUUACUCGUUUGGAGAGCGUAAAGAUCUGAAGUUUGGAUUAACCCUUGCCUGCUGCUGUGGAAGCUUUGUUUCUAAUUUAGCGAUUGCCUGA